AUGGCCACCCGCGGCGUGGCUUGUGCUGAUAUCGAGCGACCGUCAAAGAAACGCCGUUUCUUUGUUGAAGAUGACAGUGCAGUCCCCUCGAAUGAAGCCACACAGGCUAUGGACGCGUUGUCCGAGAGGGCCAAGUCUGUUCACUCGGCCAGAAGCCCAACACCUGGCGUCUUGAAUUCUGAAGCUUCAUCUCUCACCGCUCAUGAUACUACUAGAUUGGCAGCUGGAACUGUCGCUGCGGCUGAGGAUGGAUUUGACAGUGAACUUUUCACUAGCAUCGUCGGGCAACCGGUUGAUGCAAGCACCGUUCAAAAAAUUCGAAUAGCUGCAAAGGGUGACAUGCAAACAGCAAUUAAUCUUUAUCUUGACGGUUCUUGGGGCGGAGACGCCGCAACACAGAGGUCUACGGUAACAUCCCCUGUACGAAAUGGAACGCCCUCCGAACCAAUUACGAAUCCUCAUGCAAAAGUGCCAAUCACUAAAGUCGAAGACGCAUCCCACGAUGCCGAAGAUGAUCCUAAUAUUAUCACGACUGAUCCUGAAUUUCGCUAUAUAGGCUCUUUUGGUGUUGGUGCAUGGUCAACGAAGAGUGGCACGAAUUUAGUGAAACACGGAGAGCUGGUCAACAUUGAGCGGACUAAAUUACAACCAACCAUGAAACCUGGGAGGGGAGGCAAACCGGUUGCACGGAUGUCAAAUCAAAAAAGCGAUGUGAUAACGCGGUUCACUAAUGGAGAUGGCGAGGAGAUUGGGAGACUCCCCCGGGAAACGGCUGAGUGGGUUUCGACAUUGAUUGAUCAGAAAAUAUGCCGAUUUGAAGGUGUAUGUGUUUUUGCCCCGGAUCAGAUCCGUGUAAAUGAAACCAUAUACCUUCAGUUGAAAUGUUUUCUAUGGAGAGGUGUGUUUCAGCAGAAGUCUUUUACGGCGCUUGGGGAUGAUAAUGCCCCUCCAAGAAUAUUCGAGGAGCAAGAAACUGCCGAGGAAAAGGCCCUUCGCUUGCGACAAGUCGCAUUAGUUAAACUUUUUAGCGAAAUCCACCUUGAACCAACAUCGGUUAAUGAAAUGAUGGCGCGUCACAAGAAGGAAGGCUUGCUUCAGGCGGCGCAGAUGAGCGAGAAGUUGAGUGAGAGGCUCAAAAGGACAUCAAACUCUACGGCCCAGCAAAGUGGAGCUAGCGAAUCUUCAGAUGAGGAAGAUGGCGAGAAGCUCGAUGAAGACCAGCUUGAUACCCUGUAUAAGAAGGCCCAAUCCUUUGAUUUCAAUAUGCCUGAAAUGGAACCCGGACCUGAUUUCGCUAUGGACCUUCGAAAAUACCAAAAACAGGCUUUAUAUUGGAUGUUAGGUAAAGAGAGAGAUGCCCAGCCGAAACGUGAGCAAUCUAUGCACCCGUUGUGGGAAGAAUAUUCUUGGCCAACAGAGGAUAUGGAUUGUCAACCACUACCUCGUGUGCCCAAUCGUGAAAAGUUCUAUGUCAACCCCUACUCUGGUGAGCUCAGUCUGGAAUUUCCGGUCCAAGAACAAAAUUGUUUAGGCGGGAUUCUAGCAGACGAAAUGGGUCUUGGGAAAACUAUUGAGAUGUUAAGCUUGAUCCACUCUCACAAACCUGAGGUAGUCAAAAGUCAGUCCGCAGGGUUUGAUACCUUAUCGGGAGCUUUUUUCAAUACCGCUCGACCCGUGCCCGCUCCGUAUACCACCCUUGUUGUGGCUCCAACUUCUCUUCUCGCCCAAUGGGAGAGUGAGGCAAUGAAGGCUUCAAAAGAAGGAUCAAUGAAGGUUUUGGUUUACUACGGUAGUGAUAAAACAGCAGAUUUGAGAAAGCUCUGCUCCAUGUCCAAUCCAAAUUCUUCUCCAAACCUUAUAAUUACGAGCUAUGGUGUUGUUCGUUCAGAACAUAGCCAGCUCGCUGGUCGGUCUGCUAUGAAUUCGAGUGGGGGUCUUUUUUCUGUGAACUUUUUCCGUGUUAUUCUCGACGAAGCGCACUAUAUCAAGAACAGGGCCUCUAAAACUGCGCGGGCAUGUUAUGAUAUUAAAGGCACUCAUCGAUGGGCUCUCACAGGCACUCCUAUCGUCAAUCGACUUGAAGAUCUCUUCAGCCUGGUACGAUUCCUCAAAGUAGAGCCGUGGAGCAACUUUUCUUUCUGGAAAACUUUUAUCACCGUUCCAUUUGAAUCGAAGGAUUUUUUGCGUGCGCUAAAUGUUGUGCAAACUGUCCUUGAACCGCUUGUCCUCCGUCGAACCAAGACUAUGAAGACCCCCGAUGGCGAGGCACUCGUCCCUCUACCCCCUCGAACCAUUAAAAUAGCUGAAGUUGAACUUUCAAGCCAAGAACGCGAAAUUUAUGACUUGAUAUUCACUCGGGCUAAGCGAACAUUCAAUGACAAUGUGGCGGCAGGCACACUUUUAAAAUCGUAUACGACCAUUUUUGCGCAAAUUCUUCGUCUGCGCCAAACAUGUUGCCAUCCCGUGCUCACGCGAAAUCAAAACAUAGUUGCAGAAGAAGAGGAUGCAGCCAUCGCUGCCGAUGAUGCUAACGUUUUCAAGGAUGAUAUGGACCUUCAGGACCUCAUUGACCGAUUCACGAUGGCUACCUCUAGCGAGAAUCCUGACGGUCAGCAUGACCCUAUUAGCAAGUUCACUACGCAUGCUCUACGACAGAUACAGACCGAGACAAGUGGGGAAUGUCCUAUAUGCACGGAUGAACCGAUGGUUGACCCUGCAGUCACCUCCUGCUGGCACAGUGCUUGCAAAAAAUGCCUAGUAGACUACGUAGAACACCAAAGAGACAAAGGUCAAAUGCCUCGUUGCUUCUCUUGUCGUGAGACCAUCACGAUUCGAGAUAUUUUUGAAGUUAUCCGCCACAGAUCACCCAACCAGACUCCUGGUGAAGGAGACUUGUACGAUAGUGCACCACUGGGGUCAUCCUCUCCCGCACCUCGCAUUUCUCUUCGUCGGAUAAACCCUCUAUCCCCGACAGCUCAAACCUCCGCCAAGAUCCAUGCCCUAAUUUCACAUCUGACAGACCUUCCGCCAAACACCAAGUCCGUUGUUUUCUCACAAUUCACCUCAUUUCUCGACCUCAUUGGACCGCAGUUGACCCGUGCGGGAAUUCCAUAUCUCCGUUUCGAUGGCACCAUGGCGCAGAAAGCGCGCUCGGCAGUCCUGGCCAAAUUCACUUCUGCACAUUUCCCUGACGAGGAGGACGAUGAAGAUGGUAACAACAAGCGCCAAUCGAAAUUUCCCUCGUCACGCUCUCACGUUAAAGCCCCCCCACCAAACGUCUUGUUAAUCAGUCUUCGUGCUGGGGGAGUCGGGUUGAAUCUUACCGCUGCCAAUCAGGUGUUUAUGAUGGACCCCUGGUGGAGCUUUGCAACCGAAGCUCAGGCGAUCGAUAGGGUUCAUCGCAUGGGUCAACUGAAAGAUGUAUCAGUGACCAGAUUUAUUGUAAAGGAUAGUAUUGAGGGUCGUAUUUUAAGGAUUCAAGAACGGAAAAUGAUGAUUGCGGGAUCAUUGGGAUUGAGGGUUGGAGGUGAUGGGGGCGAGGAAGAGCGGAGGAAGGAAAGGAUUGAGGAGUUGAAGCUAUUAUUUGAGUAG
Molecule: messenger RNA, 3591 nt
Organism: Histoplasma capsulatum G186AR
Lineage: Eukaryota; Fungi; Ascomycota; Eurotiomycetes; Onygenales; Ajellomycetaceae
Product: DNA repair protein rad5
Exons: 1
Coding region: 1-3591 (1196 amino acids)
Molecular function (GO): ATP-dependent chromatin remodeler activity; nucleic acid binding; ATP binding
Source: RefSeq, a predicted model, not a curated record